CUUCAGGUCCAGGAGGGUUCUGAAUGCAGUUUGUCGGUCCAGUGUGGUUGAGAUAUGGCAGAAGAUCAGUUAAAGGCAGACGCCUCGGCUGGGGAGGGGGAGACGGAGCCCAGCAUGCUGCUGCAGAAGCUUAAAAGCAACAUUUCUAAAAAUGUGCAGGGCAAAGUGGACAAAAUUUUGGAAGAUGUACAGCGUUUCUCUGACAACGACAAGCUCUACCUUUAUCUACAGCUACCCUCAGGUCCAGGUGCAGGCGAGAAGAGUGGUGAUUCAAACUCGGUCAACACGGCAGACCAGCUUCACACCUGCAACUGGAUCCGUAGCCACCUGGAAGAACAUCCUGACACAUGCCUACCUAAACAAGAUGUUUACGAGACAUACCGGAAGCACUGUGACAACUUACAGCAUCGGCCUCUAAGUGCAGCAAAUUUUGGCAAAAUCAUCCGAGACAUCUUCCCAAACAUUAAAGCACGAAGACUGGGUGGUAGAGGGCAGUCCAAAUACUGCUAUAGUGGGAUACGUCGAAAGACCGUGUUAAACAUGCCAUUACUGCCCAACCUGGACCUAAAAAAUGACCCGUCUGAACUGACAGAACUGGUGCAAACCUACAAGCAAGAGGUCACCGAAGCAGCCUGUGAACUUAUCUGUGACUGGGCCCAAAAGAUCCUCAAGCGCUCUUUUGACACGGUGGUAGAAAUCGCACGGUUCCUCGUACAGGAGCACAUCGUCAACCCACGCUGCAGCCAGGCCGAGCUCGUCACUUCAGCUGCUCUGGCAGGCGGAUCCUCCAAACCUCAUAAAGUAAUCAAAAAGAUUCCAGCAGCUUCCCGAGCAGAAGAAGAUAAUGUCACUGGAGAAAAUAAGCAAAAAGAGAAAGACGGUGUGGACCAGCCACCAUCCAGUAAGCAGCAGGUCAGUGAAAAACCAACCAAUAAGGUUGAGUCUGCUCGAGUGGAGGCUUAUAUGAAGAAGCUUCCUCAGCUCCUUCCCAGAGGCACCAUUCCAGAGAAAACCUCCCCACCGUGUCUCGCACCAGCCGAUUCGGGCAGCGUUCAAGUCACUCUACCCAUCACAGUCACAACGAUACCCUCUCAACCAGGCGGCACCGUCCCUGUUAUGAUUCUGCCAUCAGGCAUGAGUCUUUCUUACCCAGAGCGCGAGAAAACAUCCGUCACGGUCGCCACUUCUGCUGCUCCGACUCCAGUCGUCCAGAGAGCGCGACCGGCGGCUCCAAAGCGUGGCCCUGACCCCACCACCUCAGUGUCAGCUGCUGGUGUUGCUCCGAAACGCAAAAGAGGACGUCCCAGAAAGCAAAGGCCAGAAGACAUGGCACCGCAGCUGCCGUCAGCCCCAAGCUCAAAUCCGAAUCCAGCUUUGCUCACGAGAGGAGUGAUCCAAAAGGCCUUGCCUUCCUGUGCACCCGCCGUUCCUUCUCAGUUGGUGGAAAUUGUGAUCCAGGACCAGCAAGGCUUGAUGCUUAGCCAACUUCCGACCAUCCAGGAAGUGACAGAUGCUGAGCAUAGAGGUGUAGUGGUGCAAUGUCAACCUGCAGCAGAACCUGAGAAGCAGCAGUCCGUCCUGCUAAUGCGAGGGCCCAACCAACCAGGUUACGAGCUGAGCCGCAGGAUGGUCAUCCAGCGUGCGCCGUUAUCCAGAGAAGGAAGGCCGGCUCCCCAAGAAGUGCCACAGUCCACCGUUACGUACCUCCCGCCGGCGAUGUUAUUAGAAGACAGAGGAGAAGUGGAAAUCACUCUGACUCCUGUGGAGCCACAGGUCGAUUCCAUGCCAAACUCAGCAAGUAUUCCCAGCUCCUUCGGUUCCUCGUUUGGAGAAACCCCAUAAGCAGACGCCCCGUAACAGCAGCACAGCACCCGACUCCCUGAUCUCAAUGUGCAAUGCUUUUCCAGUGCUUCUGUGAAUUGCAUUCUAGCUUGUAGUCAAACUGAGGUGUACCAUCUUGGCUGAGCUUGACUGGGUGUGUCUGCCUUCUGUGUAAAAUGAUGUAUAGAAGUACAACCUGUCAUUGUUGCCUUCAAACAGCAACUACACUCAUUUUCAUAUGAUUAAUACGAAAACAUAAGUGAAUUCCUGUGAAGAGAUUAUGAAUUUAAGUGGCCUAGAACAAAAGUUUUUACAAGAAAGAGUGAAUUUUAGAGUAGUGAAAACUGAAACGAAGGAAUAUAAUCACAAAUAACAGUCCCAUCUGGUCCAGCUCAGUUAUAAAAUGAAAGGACAUCAAAAAAAAAGAUAAAUCAUCCAAGUUACCAAGGAACUGCUUACCAUAUGUUGGCGUUUGUCACCAUUCUCAGUGCCAUAAGAGGGCAGUUGGUCUUUUUUGCUCAAACCGUCUUUGCAUGUUUGUGUUUGUGAAACAUGAAUUGAGACAUUUGCGUGUGUUUUCUAGCUGUUCAAAUGACAAAGAGUGGUAUUACGGGUUUGCAACUUCAGGGUUCUAAAAAAGUCCCUCCCUCGCCCUGUGAAUGGGUUUAAGAGUUCGUUUUUUUUUUUUUUUUAGACGUUGCAAAUAACAGAUACACAAACUUCUAAAUGACUACAUCGAGUUGCUGUUGUGAAGGUCGAGAACACACUACUGGUUCAGAUGGUGCACAGUGUAGGUGGAUGGAAAAACUAAGACCUCUAAAGUCCCUUUAAAUAUGCAAAUGAGGAUUCUUCUCAAAGCCCCGCCCCCUGCGUUCAGGUCUGUUCAGUCGUUCUCGUACAGCAACGUUAUUUAGCACUUAACAGAUGUAAAUAGUUUAUCCGUCAGCCCAGAAGAAUAUCUUCAUAGGUAAAGCAUACCAGAGCUAAUAAAACGGUUUAUUUUCCAAAUGUAUAGCCGUCGUCACUAUAUUGCUAAUAUGGAAUAUUACUAUUAGUUACUAGUAAGGUGUGCACUGUCACCCUAAAAGCAUGUACAAAAAAAAAUGAGAAGUUAAGAUGUUAAAUUUCUUAAAUUUGAUUAUAUUGUUUAAAUUUAAACUGAAAUAUGUACUAUUUAUUUAUACAAAUUUUAGAAAGCUUUAGCCACAACAGCAUCCUUUUGUGUAGAUUAUCAUGUCUCAAAGGAGAAUUUUGCUCUAUUUUUAUAGCCUUAAAUAAUUUUUGCUAGUUGUUUUCAGAUAUUACACUUGAUCUUAGCCAAAAGUUAAAAAAUAAUAAUAAUUUGCAAUUAAAAUUAAUAUUUUUUUUAUUUGGAAGUAAAUAAUUAAUAGAAUGGAAAAAUAGAUUUGUUUCUAGUAGUUUUAUUAUUAUUAUUUGAUGCGCUUUAUUCAAUUUUAAAGUUAUUGAAAGGCUAUGAUUUAGGGGGGAAAAUCUCCUUUAAGGUUAAAGCUCGACAAAGGCUGUUGAUGGUUACUAGAGGUUUAAUAGGCACUUAAUUUAAAAGCAAAGCCACUCCGAUUAUUUAUAAAGUGAUUUGAAAUCAGAUGUAGCUAUUUAUUCAAAUAUUGUAGUUAUAUAUUUGAGAUGGGAAAUGACUAGAAGUGAUAAUUUUACAAUGGAGAAACGGUGCUUUAAAAAGCUAAACGGGUUUAACAAACAACACAAAUGAUUGUGAUUCACAUGGCAGUGAUUUCACCGAUCUGACUGCACUUAUCCACUGCUCACUGGUGCUGAUUCUGAGUAGAAUUACUAUGGUACAAUGAUGGCAAAAUGGCAACUGGCUGUCAGACAGCCUGCGAGCGUUGCGUCAGCAUACAUUACAUGUAGGAAAUGAAAUAAAUGUGCUAUAAAUGCCAUGUUUAAUUCUCAAUAAACACGGCUGCUUGAUUUACUCAAGGGUUUAAAGUUUGACUCCAGCCAAAAUUAAUGGAAAUCUUUUUUAUAAUUACUUGAGCUUUUAUUUUGAACAUUGUGAUCUUGUUAGGGCCUGUUGCUUUUGUUCAUUUGUGUUCAUUAUAAUAUAUUCCCUCUAAAAGGAAUCCAGAUUUAGGAAUCAUCUGAACAUUUUUGGAGAAAGUGGCAUCACAUCACUUGCUCACCAGUGGAUCCUCUGCAGUGGAUGGUUGCCGUGAGAAGGAGAGUCCAAACAGCUGAUUAAAAACAUCGCAAUUAACAUCUUGCGAAGUGAAAAGCUACAUGCUUGUAAGAAACAAAUCCAUCAUUAAGACAUUUUUCACUUAAAAGCCAUCACCUCUGGUCAAAAUUCGGACUAAUUCAUAAUCCAUUAUGAUGCUUUCUCCUGUGAAAAAGUCCAUCCUCUGUUGCUGUCACAACACACAGUUUUCUGUUGUAAACGGUGCAUGAUCUGUGCAGAUUUCUUUCCUGAUUCAGAUGAGACCAUUUUUUUAAAGUUAAAAAUAUCUUGAUGGAAUUGAUUCAUACAAACAUGGUGCUUUUUUGACAAGAAAUUAAUUAAUGGACUGGAGUCAUGUGGAUUAUCGUGAUGUUUUUCUCAGCUGUUUGGACUCUCAUUCUGACGGCACCCAUUCACUGCAGAGGAUCUAUUGAUGAGCAAGUGAUGUAAAGCUACAUUUCUCCAAAUCCGUUCUGAUAAAGAAGCAAAUCUCAUCUCGGAUGGCCUGAGGAUGAGUUCAUUUUUGGCAAACUAUAUUCCUCUACAGGCACAGUUCUAAUCUUCUGCCUCAUUUGCAAUCUUGAGAUUUGAAUACUAAUAUUAUAUCUUAAUAUCCUAACAGCAGCAAUUCAGUAUCCUGUUAAAUAAAAUAUCAGACUUAGGAUCUUAAAAAAAUAAAAACACAUUAAGAAGAAAACUUUUAAUUUACAUUAAUAAACUGCAAACAGUUAAAGAAAUAAUUCAUUUUGACCAUUCUAGAUUGCAACAUUCACAAGAAUGACUGAACAGUGAGACGUUAGAUUUAUAUGAAUCUAGCAAAUUGCAUAAUGAUGGAGUGAAUAAUCGGAUCUGUAGCUGUAAAGUGCUUGAAAGCAGUUUGGGCAUAUGAUAAUUUAUAUCCAUUUAUGGAUAUGCUAUUCGUACUCUCAGUCCAUUGACAAUGUCAUUUUUGUUGUUGUUGCAAGUACAAUGUCACGCCACAGAAAUGUAACUUGUUCAGUACAACAUAGUGCCUCAUACAAACCCACUGUGCUCUGUAAAUAUCCAUUUUCUUCGCAUUAUUUAUAAGGUUGUGAUUUCGCUCUGAAGCAUUGAGUGGAUUAUAUGUUUCAAUCUUUGGAAAAGGCUCUCAAAACUGUUGCCCUCGAAAAGAAGGAAAACCAAAACGACACGCUGAUCUCAAUGGUUGUGUCGAGCGUGUGUUGUAAUUACCCAUCAGUGUUGCUAAUUCUCAUGUUUUUAUUGUGACAAACUCAAAAGAAACCAAUUGCGAACGUGUCUAGCACGUUAACAUCUCACCAUGUCAUGUAGAAUUGUUAAUUAGUCGCGAGAACCCCGUUGAAUUUGCAUAAGUGUUCAUUUGUUGUGCGUGUCAGUACUAUGCCAUUUCUAUCAUAGACAUCUAACAUGUCUAAUGUUAUUAUCCGAUUACCACCUUUUUAAGUCGGUCCAUGCAUGGUUUGUGUAUUGAAUAUGUUUUUAAAGAGUUGUUACAAAAGAUCUGAUAUUCGUUUGGAGUUGCGACGUUUCUUUCGAAAAUAUUUGAACCCUGGUGUUUGUCUUGCACUUUAAUUUUCUUAACGGAAAGCACACAGGGGGAGAAAAAGAUGAAAUGCAGCACCUUGUAUGUUAUUUGUUUUCGUACUUAUGAGGUCUUCUUUUUGAAAAGUUCUGCUUUUUUGUAUUUCAUGUGUUUUUUCAUGUUAAAACUGUUCAAUUGGACAUCUUCCAUAUAUAUAUAAAAAAAGAGAAAUAUCUGACUGUGAGCACAUUUUCAUAAAUCGGCACUAAUAAACAAUAUGUAUGAUGUGUUUCUUUA
Messenger RNA from Carassius gibelio (silver crucian carp), 5834 nucleotides. It is a transcript of the gene rfx5, whose product is annotated as regulatory factor X, 5. Lineage: Eukaryota; Metazoa; Chordata; Actinopteri; Cypriniformes; Cyprinidae. Gene Ontology annotation, molecular function: RNA polymerase II cis-regulatory region sequence-specific DNA binding; DNA-binding transcription factor activity, RNA polymerase II-specific. The transcript has 9 exons. Bases 55 to 1842 code for a protein of 595 amino acids. The record is from RefSeq and is a predicted model, not a curated record. Gene Ontology annotation, biological process: regulation of transcription by RNA polymerase II.